Molecule: messenger RNA, 676 nt
Organism: Arabidopsis arenosa
Lineage: Eukaryota; Viridiplantae; Streptophyta; Magnoliopsida; Brassicales; Brassicaceae
Source: the annotation of a GenBank genome assembly
ACGUUUUUUGAAAUUCACCAUGGUGUCUCAAAACAAAGGGUUGGAGAUGGAUCAGGUGAUUCUCGUAUGUGGCAAAUGGAUUUUCGAGAAUAACAAAUGGUCGUUCAUCAUUGAUACAAAUAGAGGAUGUCGAGUUCUGGAAGCUAAUAGGGAAACCAGUUACUCUCAAUGCAUUCGAAUGGUAAUGGAGGAUUACGGAAUCGAGAAUAGAGGCUGUGAUGUUGUGUUGAGUUACAAGAUUUCGAAGAUGUUGUCUCAGAAUUUACCGGAUGAUACACCACCCGUUAUUAUUACUAAUUCAAGACAGUUUCACUCUUUUUUGGGGCAAUUGAAGAGCGAUACAAUUCGACUUUGUGUUGAAGUGAAGAAGAAAGUUACAAUUGAAGCUGUUGGCGAUGACGACGAUGACGAUGAAGAAACGAGAUUUGAUUACUGUGACGACUCUGACGGAACAGAUUCUGAUGAUGAGAAUUAUAGCUUGUAUGGGAUUCCACCAGUUGUAGAAGAAAAACAAAUACUGCCGUUGAAGAAAAAGAGUUCAGAGCGUUCUGCACGUGCCCGUCAAGCAACUCAUGAUAUUCUUGGAGUAUUAUACAAGGAUUUUGUUGGUGGAAUAUGGCCCCAAAGUAUUGCCAAUGCAUGUUGCUGAAUCAUUGAACAAACGUUUUCAGAUCAA